Molecule: messenger RNA, 708 nt
Organism: Tricharina praecox
Lineage: Eukaryota; Fungi; Ascomycota; Pezizomycetes; Pezizales; Pyronemataceae
Exons: 1
Coding region: 1-708 (235 amino acids)
Source: RefSeq, a predicted model, not a curated record
AUGUCUCAGACUCCAGAUGGUCGUUCUGUCCUCAGCCCCCUCAGCUCCAACUCUGAUUCCGAUCCGGAAUGUAACUCCAACUCCGCCUACGCUCCCUGCAACGCCGCGAUUGACCAGCCCGCCCAAACAGCCCAAAAUCCGGCAGCCGACCGUUCAGGGCCCGAAUGGCUCACCGACGACCGGCGAUCCGGCACGACGAUGCUGCAUGCACCAUCACGCAUGCAAACACUGCACCACGUCCUUUUCGCGCGGCUAUUCGCGUGCUGCGGCUGGCACGGCUUCUGCAACAUAGUGCGUCCGGGCUCGGUGCGGCAAUUCGCGCACUACCGGUACCUGCGGCAGGAGUUCGGGCUCGUGCCCUCUCCGCUGGGCUUCGGCUUCCUGCUCGACGAGAGCCACCGCUAUUGCCUGUUCGUCGCCCGCGACGGCGUGUACGUCUUCAGCUACCGCCACCGCGUGGCACAGCUCCUUGCAAGGUCCCUGUCUGACGCGUUACUGGUGCUCCGCGGAUACCGCAGGCCGGACGGGAAUCGCCGCCUCCAUGGCGCCGUCUACGAUCCUGCCGCUGAGGACCAGUCUCCGCCCCCCGCUGCAGGGACUGCGGAUGCCGAGGCCGCUACGGCCGCUGUGGAGCUGCUCUCGACAGCGGCUACCGAUCCGCCGACCACGGAGCAGACCCCGCCCUCCGAGCAUGGACCCGCCGGUUAA